AUGAAACGAAUAAUUCCUGAUUUAGCGCUUUCUUCUUUAUACUUUCGUUCAUAUUUUCCCUUUCUGUCUCUUUCUUUCUUUCUUUCUUUCUUUCUUUCUUCUUUCUUUCUUUCUUUCUUUCUUCAUAUCAUUGAAAGCGCUUUCUUAAAUCUUUCAUUGAUAUUUUUGUUUCCUUUAAUCUUUUUCAUACUUUUUCUUUCUUUUGUUUGUUUUCCUUUUCCUUUUUUUAUGACUUUUUCUUUCUUUCUUUCUUUCUUUCUUUCUUUCUUUCUUUCUUUCUUUCUUUCUUUCUUUCUUUCAAAUAUCUCUCUUAUUUUUUCCCUCACAUUUUUCUGUUUCCUUAAAUAUCUUUUACUUCCUUUUCUUUCUUUUCCACUUUUCAUUCCUUUCUUCUUUCAUUCUUUUUGUCUCUCUUUUUCUUUCUUUCAAUCUAUUUAUCUGUGGUCAUCGCUAUCAAAACGGCAAUCGAUCACUCUCUCUCUCUCUCUCUCUCUCUCUCUCUCUCUCAGUCGGUUCAUCUCUCUCUUUCAUACUCUCCUUAUCACUCUCUAUCUCUCUGCCUAUCUAAAUCUUUUUGUUUAUCUUCGUUCUUUCUUUCUAUCUAUCUAUCUAUCUAUCUAUCUAUCUAUCUAUCUAUCUAGCCAUGAAUCACAGGCUGAAUAUUUUUCUCACUUCCUUUCUCUGAUGCUAAAUCUCAACGACCAUAUCUAUCUAUCUAUCUAUCUAUCUAUCUAUCUAUCUAUCUAUCUAAGUCUGUUCACUUCUAUUUCCCUCUUUCAGUUUGUUCAUCUCUAUCUAUGA
This is a messenger RNA of Acanthosepion pharaonis, 801 nucleotides long. The record is from the annotation of a GenBank genome assembly. NCBI's taxonomy places the organism in Eukaryota, Metazoa, Mollusca, Cephalopoda, Sepiida, Sepiidae.